Messenger RNA from Eurytemora carolleeae, 1678 nucleotides. It is a transcript of the gene eIF2gamma, whose product is annotated as eukaryotic translation initiation factor 2 subunit 3. Gene Ontology annotation, molecular function: GTP binding; translation initiation factor activity; tRNA binding. The record is from RefSeq and is a predicted model, not a curated record. Lineage: Eukaryota; Metazoa; Arthropoda; Copepoda; Calanoida; Temoridae. Bases 102 to 1541 code for a protein of 479 amino acids. Gene Ontology annotation, cellular component: eukaryotic translation initiation factor 2 complex; cytosol. Gene Ontology annotation, biological process: formation of translation preinitiation complex; positive regulation of translational fidelity. The transcript is spliced from 9 exons.
GAAUCAAUUCUAUUAUGUUAUGUAAACAGUAUAUUCUUAAUCAUGUAGAUUGUAUGAUUGUAAUGUGUAAAGAUGAAAGAUAGAAAAAAUGUCGGAGUCGGAUGAUUAAUGAAUAUAUUACAGAGAAGAUGACGGUAGAGAAGGAUAAAUCUGAUGGUAUCACUGUGGGACAGCCUCAUCUCGCUAAACAGGAUUUGGCAACAUUAGAUAUUGGCAAGCUGACCCCUCUCUCCCCUGAGGUUAUCAGUCGUCAGGCGACCAUAAACAUUGGAACUAUCGGUCAUGUGGCUCACGGGAAGAGUACGGUCGUUAAAGCUUUAUCAGGAGUUCACACAGUCAGGUUAAAGAAUGAAUUGGAGCGUAAUAUUACUAUAAAGCUUGGAUAUGCUAACGCUAAGAUCUACAAGUCUGAUGACCCUAAGUGUCAGAGACCUGUAUGUUUCACCUCAGCAUCAAGUACAAAGGAGGACAACUUCCUGAUGAACGGACACAAAUACAGCCUUGUCCGACACGUCAGCUUCGUCGAUUGUCCCGGUCACGACAUUCUCAUGGCCACCAUGUUGAACGGAGCAGCUGUCAUGGACGCUGCUCUGCUGCUGAUUGCAGGGAACGAAAGCUGUCCCCAACCACAAACUUCGGAGCAUCUGGCGGCCAUUGAAAUUAUGAAACUAAAACAUAUUCUCAUUCUUCAGAACAAAAUAGAUUUGAUAAAAGAAGCUCAGGCUUUGGAGCAACAUGAUCAAAUCCUGAAGUUUAUCGAAGGUACUGUAGCUGAGGGAGCACCCAUCAUCCCCAUCUCCGCCCAGCUCAAGUACAACAUCGAGGUGGUGUGUGAAUACAUCACCAAGAAUAUCCCUGUACCCAUUAGAGAUUUUACCAGCGAGCCGAGGCUCAUCAUUAUCAGGAGCUUCGACGUGAACAAGCCUGGUAGUGAGGUGGAGGAGCUGAGAGGAGGAGUGGCCGGAGGUUCUAUUCUCCGGGGAGUUCUCAAGGUGGGACAGGAGAUAGAGAUUAGACCAGGUUUGGUGAGCAAGGAUAGCGAGGGUAAGCUGACCUGCCAACCAAUCUUCUCAAGGAUUGUUUCAUUGUUCGCGGAGCAGAACGAUCUCAUGUUUGCUGUUCCUGGAGGACUUAUCGGAGUUGGAACUAAGGUUGAUCCAACCCUCUGCAGAGCUGAUAGGAUGGUAGGUCAGGUGCUAGGAGCUGUUAAACACCUGCCCAGUAUAUACACGGAGCUAGAGGUUUCCUAUUACCUACUCAGAAGACUACUCGGAGUCAGAACGGAAGGAGAUAAGAAGGGAGCUAAGGUGGCAAAGCUGACCAAGAACGAGGUUCUCAUGGUCAACAUCGGUUCCCUGUCCACCGGCGGCCGGGUUAUCGCCGUCAAGGCUGAUCUGGCAAAGAUUGGGCUUACCACCCCAGUAUGCACAGAAGUAGGAGAGAAGAUCGCACUUUCUAGAAGGAUUGACAAGCAUUGGAGAUUGAUUGGCUGGGGACAAAUUAGACGGGGAAUCACCGUUAAACCAACGGAAAGAACCUAAACAAACAAUCCUAACAACGUUACUUGGAAUUUGGACACUUUCCGUGAUACUAAUGAGAAAAGAUGGUGGAGUGAGGGUUGAGAAAUGUAUUUAAUAAAUGUAAGAACCGAUUAUUAAAUAUACUAUGCUUGAAUAUA